Messenger RNA from Olea europaea var. sylvestris, 2000 nucleotides. RefSeq names its product NAC domain-containing protein 30-like. Gene Ontology annotation, biological process: regulation of DNA-templated transcription. The transcript is spliced from 4 exons. Gene Ontology annotation, molecular function: DNA binding. The record is from RefSeq and is a predicted model, not a curated record. The coding region runs from base 758 to 1720 and encodes 320 amino acids. Lineage: Eukaryota; Viridiplantae; Streptophyta; Magnoliopsida; Lamiales; Oleaceae.
GUAAAUUUGUAUUCAUGCAUAGGUAUGUGUAUAGCAAAAUGAAAUAGGAAUCUGUUUUCUUUCAGCUAGAACCAUCAAGUUUAGUUUUUUAGCUUUAACUCGUUCAGAGGUCAAGUCGAGUCCCCUCCUGAACCGGAGUGGGCUUUAAUGGAAAAAGAAACUUGUCAUCUUCAAACCCUUGUUCCAGAUCUUAUUGAUCAGAUUGUAUGCAUUGCAAAAUCUCUCUUUAGCUAGUGUAUCUAUAUGUCUUCUCUAUCGUUUUAUGUGUGCGCAAGUCAGUCCUAAAACGUUCUUUCGAUCAGAAAACUGCAACCGGAUCGAAGUAUAGAUUUGGGAAUUGUACGUUCUGGUUCAGAAAUGGUGUGAUGAAGGGUGCAGCUGAAUGCAAUCAAUGAAACGAGCAUGCCCCCAUGUUCACAAGUCAAAUUUUUACGGCCACUUUUGUGAUAAAUGUUCUUAAUUUUGCUACACAUGUAUUGGCCCAUGUUUUAGCAUGAAUCAUUUGGUCUGCCACUUUUUUUCCUCAUAAAAACACAAUUCCAAAACAUGCAGCAACAAUUCAUGGGACCAUCAAACCAUAAUGUUCACGAGUGGAUAUAUGAAUGAAUCAUGACAAUUUCACAAGAAAAGAAACAAGUUGUGUGAAUUUUACUCUCUGUAAUUUGUGAACUUUUUUCCUUCACUUCAUCAGGAGAGUGUCUUCCAAAAGUAGCUUUACAGUAAACCUUAAGAAUGAAAACAUCUUUGGGGGAAUAGUAUGGAUUCGACUAUGGAAAUCGAAUCAUGUAUCCCUCCAGGCUUUCGAUUUCACCCCACCGAGGAAGAACUCGUUGGCUACUACCUAAAGAGAAGAGUUAACGCCAUGAAAAUUGAUCUUGAUAUCAUCGUUGACAUUGAUCUCUACAGAAUGGAGCCCUGGGACAUUCAAGAUCAGUGCAAAUCAGGAUAUGAAGAACAAAAUGAGUGGUAUUUUUUCAGUCACAAGGACAGGAAGUAUCCAACUGGAACUCGAACAAACAGGGCGACAGCUGCCGGUUUCUGGAAGGCAACCGGAAGGGAUAAGGCAGUGCUUUCGAAUGACAAAAUGAUAGGGAUGAGGAAGACAUUAGUAUUCUACAAAGGACGCGCACCAAAUGGACAGAAAACUGACUGGAUCAUGCACGAAUAUCGGCUCCAAACAUCUGAACAUGGACCCUCUCAGGAAGAAGGAUGGGUGGUUUGUCGAGCAUUCAAGAAGCCAAGUCCAAAUCAGAAGCAAGGUUUUGAAGCAUGGAAUAAUGUCUACUAUACCAGAUCGAUCAACAGAAAUUACAGGCCUAAUCCAUCAUAUCCAAGCACCCCGAAUGGAACGCAACACUUCGAUCCAAUUAAUCAAGGGACAAAUUUUCAGCAGUCUCCACUUGCUUCAGUUUUCGAAAAUCAAAUAGUUGAACUUCCAGAACUCGAUAGCCCACCCAUGUUAACAACUGAUUUUACUACGAACGAAAGUUUACAUUUCGAAGGUAAUGCAAUAUUUGGGAAUGAAGAGUCGACCGAGGAUUAUAAAAGCAAUUAUGGGAAUCAAAUUAGUGAUUGGAAGAGCUUGGAUAAGUUACUUGCAUCAGAAGUAACUGAGCCUUCAUCAUAUGCUUACACAAACCUGUUAUUAAUGUCCCAAAACAGUGAGCAAAAUGCUCAAAACCAUGUCAGCCAAUUACUGGAAUGCUUUCCCGACUUUUAGUUAAGCUUGUUUGGUAUGCAGUGUAUUGGACAUAUAACAUUUUAGCUUAUUUUUCUUCGUUCAGUACUGCCCAAUUUACACAGCUGAGUAUGUCAAAAGUGCAUACAUGGAUAGAAUUUGUUGUGAAUUAAUAUAUAAAUAACUGCCCUUGUCAAGUUCUUUAUAAUAGUUGUCAAAGAUCAUUGUGUCCAAGGCCAUAGGUUGAAUUGUUAAUUUACAUUUUAACUCUUCUGUUGUUCUGCAAUUGUGAAUUUAUUAUAUAUUAUUUGACAAACUAAUU